Coturnix japonica (Japanese quail) is the source of this 1491-nucleotide messenger RNA. RefSeq names its product immunoglobulin binding protein 1 (gene IGBP1). Gene Ontology annotation, molecular function: protein phosphatase 2A binding. NCBI's taxonomy places the organism in Eukaryota, Metazoa, Chordata, Aves, Galliformes, Phasianidae. Gene Ontology annotation, cellular component: cytosol. Gene Ontology annotation, biological process: regulation of signal transduction; regulation of dephosphorylation. The record is from RefSeq and is a predicted model, not a curated record.
UGGCGGCUCCGCCCUCACCAAGAUGGUGGAAGGGGCGUUGCCGCAGUUGCCGGAAGCGCACGGGCAGGUGGUUCCUCCCCGGCCCAGCAUGGCGGAGGCGUCGGGCGAGGGCCCGCGGCUGCCGGAGCUGCUGGAGACGGGCUGGCGGCUGCUGGAGGAGGUGGAAGCCAGCACCGAGCCGUCCUCCGGGGCUCCGUCCGUGCAGGCCAAGGUGCGGCAGGGGCUGGGCGCGCUGCAGCGGGCGGCCGCCAUGGUGGAAGAGCUGGAGCUGUUCAGCGAGAACGAGGAGCUGGAGGAGAUCACCUCGGCCGACCUCAAGUACCUGCUGGUGCCCGCGCUGCUGGGCGCCAUGACGUUGCGGCAGGUGGAGCCGAGCCGGCGGCGGGAGCACCUGGAGAGCGCCCGGCUGCACUUCUGCCGCUUCCUGGAGCUGUGCCGUUCGUACGGGCUGAGCGGCGCGAGGCCGCCCCCCGCCGCCCCCCGGGAGGACGACGAGGCCGGGAGCGCCGCCCAGCGCAGCCUGCUGGCCAUGGCCUCCAACCGGCAGGCCAAGAUCGAGAGAUAUAAGCAGAAAAAAGAACUGGAGAACAAGUUGGCCUCUUUGAGAACCUUUGUGGAGAGUGGGCAGGCAGAUGAGGAGCAAGUACGGGAGCUGUAUCUACUGCAGGCCCAGAAAUGGAUCAACAUCAGCUUUGAGGAAAUAGAAAGCAUUGACCAGGAAAUGGUCAUCUUGAAGAGCAGAGAUGUAAUGAAACAGUCUUCAGCACCACCACACAGUCCUUCUCGACAAGUCAGGACUCCAUUGAAACCUUUCAUUCUUACCCGGGAUGCAGUUCAGGCUAAAGUGUUUGGUGCUGGAUAUCCUGGCCUGCCAACUAUGACUGUAAAUGAUUGGUAUGAUCAGAAGAGAAGGGAAGAAGCAGCGCUUGGUCAGAGUGCACCUCAGAGGCCACCAGCAGACACAAAUGAUGAAGAGCUGCAGAAGGAGCAGCAGGAGAAAAUAAAGGAGGAGGAUGAUGAGGAAGCUCUUCAAAAAGCUCGGGACUGGGAUGACUGGAAAGAUACACACCCAAGAGGCUAUGGCAACCGGCAGAACAUGGGCUGAUGCUCCAGCAGCAAGGAGAACAGGGCCUGGAAAUCCUGUAAGAGCUGCCUAUGUCUCGCAGAUGUAAGAAUACACUGUACAUAUGCCGAGGUAUCUUUGACUUCUCUGGGAGUCACUGGAGUCAGAGGAGUAAACGUGACAAUUUGCUUUGGUUUACAUGAAAUGUCAGGCUGAGUGUACCUGUCCUGUGCAGUGACACCACAGGGUGGCUCCUGACAGCGGGCACUGCACGAUGGAUCAGGCUGCCUCUGCCCUCCCAGUCAGAGGAAGUCCUUGGAAGAAAAGAUACCUGAGUUUGGAAACCGCUCUUUGUACUGUUGGUGGAUGUAUUUAUUUUUUUCCCCUCUAUAUUUUAAACAAAAUAAAAUCUCUUGUGUUGCCUAGUU